Molecule: messenger RNA, 792 nt
Organism: Phytophthora infestans T30-4
Lineage: Eukaryota; Oomycota; Peronosporomycetes; Peronosporales; Peronosporaceae
Product: sporangia induced 28 kDa inner dynein arm light chain
Exons: 2
Coding region: 1-792 (263 amino acids)
Cellular component (GO): axoneme
Molecular function (GO): dynein heavy chain binding
Source: RefSeq, a predicted model, not a curated record
AUGAUACCGCCGCAAAGCUCGCUAGUGAAGUACAACAACCCGAUCCUUGUAAGCUCCAGCAAGGACAAAGCGCUCCUAAAGGGGAGAAAGCCUGGCACUACCAAGAACGGUAACCAGCCCCCGAAUGGAGACUCGAAUGGAUCAGGGGCCCCGCCAGCUCCUAAGCCGACGGUUUUCACGGGUAGCAAUACCCACAGUGGCACUCCGACCGAAGAUAUUCUGAAUUCGAUCCUGCCACCGAAAGAAUGGACGGAAGACGGUCAGCUGUGGGUGCAAUAUGUGUCUAGUACGCCAGCAACGAGACUGGACGUGGUGAAUCUACAAGAGCAGUUAGAUUUAAGAUUACAGCAGCGGCAGGCGAGGGAGACGGGCAUUUGUCCCGUUCGUGAAGAGCUCUAUGCGCAAUGCUUUGAUGAGCUGAUCCGACAGAUUACAAUCAACUGCUCCGAGCGUGGACUUUUGCUCUUUCGAGUGCGUGAUGAGGCACGGAUGACAAUUGCAGCCUAUCAGACACUGUACGAGUCCAGUAUCGCGUUUGGGAUGCGUAAAGCUCUCAUGGCGGAGCAGAAGAAGAUGGAGGCGGAGCAGCAGAUCCGCACUCUUGAGGGAGAGCUGCGUGACUUAACGUCGCAGAUCGAAGAGCUGAGUACGAGAUGCGAGGCUGUGGCACGACGUGAAGAGGAGAAGAAGUUGCAGGAUGAGAAGAAACAUCAAGAAGAGGUGGAGCUGCUGCGUAAGAAUAAUGACCAAUUGAAGGCAAGUCUUGAGAGCAUGCUGGCAGCUCCCAAGUAG